AUGGCAUCAGAACAUGAAUACGACGAUGAGGACUACUCUCUGCCUCCGGAGACACAGCGACCCUUCACAUCCGGCAUCCGUCGAAAGCCUGUGCCGUUUGUGCGCUCCUCCAACCUAGACACAACCACAACACGAUCUACAUCCUCCGGCCGAAAUGUCGCAGAUGCCUACCUCUCGAUUGUCAUGAAAACAGCACCAAACACAUCACCAAACACACCUACAUGUCAAUCCCCACCAGCUCGGGCAAUACAAUCAGCCCCAGCAUCAGCAGAAGCCACCCCACCCCCAAACCCAGAAGUUCCAGAGCUCUGCACUGUAUGCAAGUUACCACUCGGAACCAACCCAGAAACCCCACACGAAGCCUCCCUCGCGCACCAAGUCUGUUUAGAGCACUCGCAUCCACCAUCCCACAUAGACCGCACCCGGACAGGCUUCCGCUACCUCGCGAACCAAGGUUGGAACCCCGAUGAGCGAUUAGGUCUUGGCGCAUCAGGUCGCGAAGGUAUUCGCGAACCAAUCAAGGCGAGUAUGAAAUUCGAUACUGCUGCUUUGGGGACGGGGCUUGAUAAAGAUGGGGAUCCGUUGCCUAAGAAGCCGCCUCCGCCUAAGGUGCAGAAGCUGAAUGCUAAGCAGGUUAGGAAGAAGUUUGAAGAGGAUAGGAAUAGGGCUGAGAGGAUGAGGAAGGUCUUUAAUCAGGAUGAACGGAUUUUGAAGUACCUCGGGGAGGAUGCGUGA
This is a messenger RNA of Penicillium salamii, 735 nucleotides long. The record is from the annotation of a GenBank genome assembly. NCBI's taxonomy places the organism in Eukaryota, Fungi, Ascomycota, Eurotiomycetes, Eurotiales, Aspergillaceae.